Molecule: messenger RNA, 1204 nt
Organism: Eruca vesicaria subsp. sativa (arugula)
Lineage: Eukaryota; Viridiplantae; Streptophyta; Magnoliopsida; Brassicales; Brassicaceae
Source: the annotation of a GenBank genome assembly
UUCCAGAUCUAAGAUUGAAGACCAAACGUUUCUUUCUCUCUCUGAUAACUUUCAUCAUGACCGUCGAUAUCAUGCGUUUAUCUAAGAUUGAAGACCAAACAGCUAUACAGGAAGCUGCAUCGCAAGGCUUAAAAAGCAUGGAACACCUGAUCCAUGUCCUCUCUAACCGUCCAGAAGACCGUAACGUUGACUGCUCCGACAUAACCGAUUUCACCGUCUCCAAAUUCAAAAAAGUAAUCUCUCUCCUUAACCGGACCGGUCACGCCCGGUUUAGACGCGGACCGGUUCAUUCCCCUCCUUCAUCUUCCUCCUCCGCCGCAGAUCCUCCUCAUCCGGCGCCUCCGGUGAUUUCUCCGACGAGCUUCGCUCAUUCGCAUCAGCAAAGCGUGACGCUAGAUUUCACCAGACCAAGCGUGUUUGGCGCCAAAACCAAGAGCUCGGAAAUUGUGGAGUUUGCGAAGGAGAGCUUUAGUGUCUCCUCGAACUCUUCUUUCAUGUCUUCGGCGAUCACCGGCGACGGGAGCGUAUCUAAAGGAUCUUCGAUAUUCCUAGCUCCGGCUCCUGUAGCUUCCUCCGGGAAACCGCCGCUUGCCGGUCUUCCUUACAGAAAGAGAUGCUUUGAUCAUCACCACUCUGAGAACUUUUCCGGUAAAAUCUCGGGCUCAGGCAGCGGAAAAUGUCAUUGCAAGAAAAGCAGGAAAAAUCGGACGAAGAGAAUCGUGAGAGUACCGGCGAUAAGUUCAAAGAUCGCCGAUAUUCCAGCUGACGAGUAUUCAUGGAGGAAGUACGGACAAAAACCGAUCAAGGGCUCACCACACCCACGGGGUUAUUACAAGUGUAGUACGUUUAGAGGGUGCCCAGCGAGAAAACACGUGGAACGAGCAUUGGAUGAUCCAAAGAUGCUGAUUGUGACUUAUGAAGGGGAGCACCGUCACCAGAAGUCCGCGAUGCACGAGAUCAUUUCUCCAAGUUUGGUGUUUGGCUCGGCUUGAAUUUGACAAUUAGGAGGAGAAUGAAAUUAAUUAGCUUGGUAUAGAUUUGUAAUACAUGGGUUGAUUUGUAUUUUAGAAUUUUGUCUUCGAAUGGAUUUUAAUCUUACUAUCGUGGAAGAGGUUUGACAAAAAAAUGAAAUUUUUUUAAAAAAAAAUUGCAAUAGUUUAUUUUGUAAAUAAACAAAAGCAAAAAAUAUAACCUACGUUUUCAG